Molecule: messenger RNA, 1328 nt
Organism: Alnus glutinosa
Lineage: Eukaryota; Viridiplantae; Streptophyta; Magnoliopsida; Fagales; Betulaceae
Exons: 10
Coding region: 344-1111 (255 amino acids)
Biological process (GO): proteolysis
Molecular function (GO): ATP-dependent peptidase activity; ATP binding; metalloendopeptidase activity
Source: RefSeq, a predicted model, not a curated record
UACCCUUCAGAAUUCCGAGAUCAUAUCUCUCCCACGUCAUUGUGGCGCCAAACCAUAGGAGUGAACCUGAACCGCCAAGCCUUAUCGUCUCAGUGACGGUGUUUCAGGUCACGGCAAUGUUGUUAGCCAUGGCUUCUUCCCUCUCCAAGCCUGCCUUCACUGCCACCUAUGAACUUCACCACGAAAAAGGCUCCAAAAUCAUCCACCAGAAAUGGCGAAUCAGAGCCUCCUCUGCUGCCCCCGGUGUCGACCUCAAGACUCUCGAAUCCGCCAUUGCUAAGAAAGAUAGUAAUGCUGUCAAAGAGGCACUUGAUCAGCUGAAUGAAAUUGGUUGGGCCAAGAGAUGGAGUUCUCAGCCAUAUGUCUCAUGUCGUAUGGUCAGUCUCCAUUACAAACAUCUCUUCGGGAGCUGACAACCCUUGGACUAAAAAAUGCCGAGAACCUUGCAAUCCCAAGUGUCAGAAAUGACGCAGCUUUUCUUUUCACAGUGGUGGGCACAACAGGAUUUUUAGGUGUUCUUGCUGGUCAGCUUCCUGGGGACUGGGGCUUCUUUGUGCCUUACUUAAUUGGGAGCAUAUCUUUAGUAGUUUUGGCUGUGGGAAGCAUUUCCCCUGGGCUUCUUCAGGCUGCUAUUGGUGGCUUUUCAUCAUUUUUUCCUGAUUAUCAAGAGAGGAUUACUAGUCAUGAAGCAGCUCAUUUUUUAGUUUCUUAUUUGCUUGGCCUCCCUAUUCUGGGCUAUUCACUGGAUAUUGGAAAAGAGCAUGUCAAUCUCAUUGAUGAAAGGCUGGAAAAGAUGAUAUACAGUGGGCAGCUUGAUUCUAAGGAACUAGACAGGUUGGCAGUAGUAGCAAUGGCUGGACUGGCAGCAGAAGGUCUGAAAUAUGACAAAGUGAUUGGUCAAUCUGCUGAUCUUUUCACCCUUCAGAGAUUAAUUAACAGAAGCAAGCCACAGCUUAGCAAAGAACAGCAACAGAAUCUUACCAGAUGGGCUGUUUUGUUUGCUGGAUCCCUCUUAAAAAACAACAAGGUGAUUCAUGAAGCCCUAAUGACAGCCAUGUCAAAGAAGGCAACAGUAGUGGAGUGCAUUGAAGCAAUUGAGAAAGCUGCAUAGUUCUAAGAUCAGAAUCCUUUUGAUUUGAAGAUUCAGUUUUGGAUCAUUCUUGCCCCUAAAGAACUCUUGCACUAAUAGCAAUCUAGAUGAUUUUCAUUACUACCUUUGCCUGCUAGGCUACAGGAUAAUAUUCAUUCUGUCAAGAGAAAGUGAAAAUAUAUGAAUCUCUCGUAACUGUACAUUUUCCAUGAUAAUCUGGAAACAAUGGUUAUGAUAA